AUGGAAAAACCAACCGUGUCUGAUCAGGUCACACCCGCCAGUAUGAGCCAUGAUGCCGAGAAGACGGCAGGAGUCCACCAGACCGAGAAUGAUCUAUCUGACGACAAGGCAAGUCUGUCUAGUCAAGACUUGCACAACUUUCAAGGGGGAGUAUGGCGAGUGCGAGCUAUUACAACGGCAUGGUCGACUAAGACGCUUGUCCUCAUGUUCAUUCUGCUCUAUCUCGUGUCAUUCGUAGAUGCACUUUUGAGUUCCGUCGAAUCCACACUAAACCCCUAUAUCACGUCUUCAUUCAACAAGCACGGCCUACUCACAGUCGUCAGCGUCGUAUCUACGAUCUUGGGUGGUUCAUCCAAGCUAACACUAGCCAAGAUCAUCGACAUCUGGGGUCGUGUAGAGGGCUUUCUCAUCAUGCUGGUUCUGGUCAUAAUCGGUCUGAUCAUGAAGGCUACAUGCAUAAGCAUGGAGAUGUAUACCGCGGCGCACACAUUAUACUGGGUGGGUCACAUUGGUCUAACAUACGUUGUGGACAUCAUGUUGGCGGAUAUGACCUCGCUCAGAAACCGAAUGUUCAUGCUUGGUCUCAACGGUACACCGGGUAUUGCUAGUGUCUUUGCAGGUCCAAAAAUCGCCGAUCUCUUCUACAACAACCUCAACUUCUACUGGGCGUUCGGUGCGUUCGCUAUCAUGAUGGUUGGAGUUAGCAUUCCAGUCGCUGUGGUGAUGCUGUUCAUGCAGCGCCGGGCUGAAAAAUCUGGUAUACUUGAGAAGAGCCGUUCUGGGCGUGUAUGGUGGCAGUCUAUUGUGCACUAUCUCAUCGAGUUUGACGUGAUUGGAAUCAUCCUGAUCACAGCUGCGUUUUCCCUAAUCCUGCUCCCCUUCAGCAUUGCCUCCUAUGGCCCCAAGGGCUGGGCGACUGGAUACAUCAUCGCGAUGGAAGUCCUCGGGGUAGCAUGCGUGCCAGCGUUCUACCUCUGGGAGCGAUAUGGGUCUCCCGUGCAGUUCCUUCCAUGGAAGUAUUUGAAAGAACCAACAGUGAUCGGUUCAUGCUUGUUAUACGGCGUAAUGUUUAUUUCCUGCUUUACUUGGAACAGCUACUUCGGUUCCUACCUUCAAGUUGUCAACAGACUCGACAUCGUCACAUCCGGCUACGUGCUCAACUCUUUCUCCUUGACCUCCUAUAUCUUCAGCCCGAUCUUCGGCCUAUUGAUUAGCUACACCGGUGACUUCAAAUGGACUGCGAUGGCCGGCGUACCAAUCUUCCUCCUCGGAACAGCCCUAUUAGUCCCAUUCCGUGCACCAGACACACACGUUGGUCUACUGACCAUGGUCCAAAUCCUGGUUGGACUGGGCAGCUGCCUGUUCGCCGUGUGCGGACAACUAGCCGUAAUGGCGACAGUCACCCACCAAGAGAUUGCUGUGGUGAUGGCAAUUUGGGGACUUUUUGGAUCUAUAGGGGCGUCAGUAGGAGUUGCCAUCGCUGGCGGUAUGUGGAACAAUAUUCUGGAGAAGGAGCUGUACAACCGGUUGCCGGCAGCAAGCAAGCAUCUGUCGACCAGUAUCUUUGGCAGCUUGGUGAUGCAGAUGUCGUAUGCAGAUGGUACCCCUGAGCGAGAUGCUAUUGUUGGGGCCUAUGCAGAUCUACAGCGGAAGAUGGCUAUCGUUGGUGUCUGUUUUGUGCCAUUUUGCAUUUUGUGUACUUGGUUUUGGCGCAAUGUCAAUGUCAAGAAACUGGGAAAGGAGCAGACUGCUGGCAAGGUCUACUAG
Penicillium paradoxum is the source of this 1767-nucleotide messenger RNA. RefSeq names its product Major facilitator superfamily domain general substrate transporter. The record is from RefSeq and is a predicted model, not a curated record. Lineage: Eukaryota; Fungi; Ascomycota; Eurotiomycetes; Eurotiales; Aspergillaceae. Gene Ontology annotation, biological process: transmembrane transport. The transcript is spliced from 5 exons. The coding region runs from base 1 to 1767 and encodes 588 amino acids. Gene Ontology annotation, molecular function: transmembrane transporter activity.